Bombina bombina (fire-bellied toad) is the source of this 5212-nucleotide messenger RNA. It is a transcript of the gene ITSN2, whose product is annotated as intersectin 2. The transcript has 30 exons. Lineage: Eukaryota; Metazoa; Chordata; Amphibia; Anura; Bombinatoridae. Gene Ontology annotation, molecular function: protein binding; guanyl-nucleotide exchange factor activity. Gene Ontology annotation, biological process: intracellular signal transduction; positive regulation of Rho protein signal transduction. The record is from RefSeq and is a predicted model, not a curated record. Bases 38 to 4354 code for a protein of 1438 amino acids.
UUGUCAGCAAGUUAGAACAAUUAGUAGCUGCUCUAACAUGGGCUGUACUUGGGUUAUGAGGAAGGUAACUCUGUCUUUCAAUGGUAACGGAGAUGCUGUUAAUGGAACUCCCCCUUCAUACCAGAGAAUGCACGAGGAGGAGCCACCACAAAAAAAGACAGCAGUGACGUUUGAGGAGAAAAGAAAGGAAAACAUGGAUCGAGGAAACGUGGAGUUGGAGAAGAGGCGGCAGAUGCUCCUAGAACAGCAGCAAAGAGAGGCAGAACGGAAAGCUCAGAAAGAGAGAGAGGAGCACGAGAGGCGUGAGCGAGAGCGUCAGGAACAGGAGCGUAAAAAGCAGCUGGAACAGGAAAGGCGCAUGGAGAAGCAGCGGGAACUGGAGAGGCAGAGAGAGGAAGAGAAGAGGAAAGAAAUAGAGAGACGAGAGGCAGCCAAGCAAGAAAUGGAACGGCAGCGGCAACAGGAGCUAGAGAGGAUACGGCGGCAGGAGCUGUUCAGUCAGAGGAAUAGAGAACAGGAGGAGAUUAUAAAGUUAAAGUCCAAGAAAAAGAGUUUACAGCUGGAGUUAGAAGCACUGGAUGAAAAACAUCAGCAAAUCAAUUUAAGAGUACAAGAUGUGAAAGGCAGAAAACUGAUUAAGAAAAAUGAGCUGGAGUCUGUUGAUAAAAAGUGUGAUAUGGGGAUUAUGGAGAUAAAACAACUUCAGCAGCAGCUACAGGAAUAUCAAAGUAAGCUGACGAAAUUGGUCCCUGAAAAACAAGCUUUAAAUGAAAAAAUUAACCAGAUGCAGCUGAUCGGCUCAUCUGAUAAUGCAGGGACAGGACUUUAUGGGAUUCAAAAGAAAGUCUCAGAUAAAGAUGGGUUAUGCCAAAGACUGCGGGAACAACUGGAUGCUUUGGAGAAAGAAACAUCUUCAAAACUGCUGGAAAUGAACUCUUUCAACAGCCAGCUCAAGGAAAUGAGAGAAAGUUACAACAAGCAGCAGGCAGCGCUUCAUCAGCUACAAAAAAUCAAGCAGGACAAACUGAGAGAAGUUGAGAAAAAACAAGCAGAGUUAGCGCUGAAAAAGAAAGCAGAGGAGGAGGCAAUACGGAAAGCCAAAGAAGAGAGAGAAAACUUUUGGAAAGAAAAAGUCAAGAAAGAAGAGGAAGAGAAGCAAAAGCGCCUGGAAGAAGAGCGAAGGCAAGAACAAUUACUUCUGGUAAAGACGAGGGCCGAAGAAGAAGCCACCAGGCUGAAGGAACGGCAGGUCCAGCAGCAGAAGCUAGCAGAGGAAAGGCAGCGAGAGGAGGAGGAGAAAAGGAAGCAGGCGGAAAUACAAAGGGAAGCAGAACAGAGUAGGAAGCAAGAAGAGGAGAGAUUGAGGCAGCUAAAAGAAGCAGAAGAAAAAAACAAAGCUCUAGAGGAGGAGAAGAAACGGAAAGAUGCUGGAAACAUAAAAGAGCAAGUGAGGCGUUUUUCCAAACUAGGUCUGGAUGAGAAGUUUGUAGAAAAGCUGAAACUGGGGAAUGAAGCGAGUGCUUUUGCUCCCACUGAACGUAGAAAGUCUACAGCGUUUGUGAACUAUAAAGCCUUGUACCAGUUUGAAGCCAGGAAUGCUGAUGAGCUUAGCUUGAAUGCUGGAGAUGUUCUUCAGGUUGAUGAGAAAAGCACUGGUGAACCUGGGUGGCUGUAUGGCUGUUACAAGGGAAACGUUGGCUGGUUCCCAUCUAACUAUGUUGAAAGAUUAACAGAAAAUGAGAAGAGCCUAUCUCCAAAGAAGGCCUUAUUGCCUCCCACUAUAUCUGUGUCUGCUACCUCCUCAUCUGCCAAGCCACUUUUACCAAGUGAGAACUCUACUGAAAUAAAUACGGAGUAUCAGAAUCUCCCUUUCUCAAGCCUUAAUGUCAACACAACAUGGCAAAAAACCUCUGCAUUCACCCGCACUGUCUCUCCAGGGUCUGUCUCACCCAUCCAUGGACAGGGUCAGACAGUGGAAAACCUAAGGGCACAGGCACUUUGCUCCUGGACUGCAAAAAAAGACAACCACUUAAACUUCACAAAAAACGAUACUAUUAUUGUGCUUGAGCAGCAAGAGAACUGGUGGUUUGGAGAAGUUCGUGGACAGAGGGGCUGGUUCCCGAAAUCCUAUGUAAAACUGCUUCCUACAAGCGAAAAUAAGAUCCCAGAGACAGAAGCUGUAUAUGCCUCAGUCAAGAAGAAGCCUCUAAGCACAUCACAAACAGCAGGAGAAGAUUAUGUGGCUCUCUAUACCUACUCAAGCACAGAGACUGGUGACUUGAUAUUCAAUGAAGGUGAUAUUAUCCAGGUGACACAGAAAGAUGGAGAAUGGUGGACAGGGAACAUUGAAGGCAGAAGUGGCAUCUUUCCAUCAAACUAUGUGCGACCUCGCGAGCAGGAGGUUUCGAGUAGUGUUGGCAAAACUGGAACGUUAACCAAAAAACCUGAAAUUGCCCAGGUAACAACGGCAUAUACCGCUACAGGAACUGAGCAGCUUAGUUUGGCUCCAGGGCAGCUUAUACUAAUACUAAAGAAGAACGCUUCUGGCUGGUGGCAAGGAGAGCUGCAGGCAAGGGGGAAGAAGAGGCAGAAAGGAUGGUUCCCAGCAACCCAUGUGAAAUUAUUAGGACCAAGUAAUGACAAAGCAACUCCAGCCAUUGUUGCAGUGUGUCAGGUAAUAGCAAUGUACGAUUACAUUGCAAAUAAUGAGGACGAACUCCGCUUUAGCAAAGGCCAAUUUAUCAACGUCUUAAACAAGGACGAUGUAGAUUGGUGGCAAGGAGAACUCAAUGGGAUGACUGGCCUCUUUCCAUCCAACUAUGUCAAGAUGACAACCGAAUGUGACCCCAGUCAGCAGUGGUGUGCUGAUCUCCAGUCACUGGAUACCAUGCUACCAAUGGAAAGGAAGAGGCAAGGUUACAUUCAUGAGUUGAUCCAAACUGAAGAGCGGUACAUGGAUGACCUGCAGCUUGUGAUAGAGGUUUUUCAGAAGCCGAUGACUGAAUCUGGUUGCUUAAGUGAACCAGAGAUGGGUCUUAUUUUUGUAAACUGGAAGGAGCUAAUCAUGUCGAACACUAAGCUGCUUAAAGCCCUGCGAGUUCGAAAGAAGACUGGGGGAGAAAAGAUGCCGGUGCAGAUGAUUGGCGAUAUCCUGGCGACAGAGUUGACCCAUAUGCAGGCUUAUAUUCGCUUCUGCAGCUGUCAGCUCAAUGGUGCUGCUCUGCUGCAGUCAAAGACAGACGAAGAACCAGAAUUUAAGGAUUUUCUAAAGAGACUUGCCACUGAUCCACGUUGCAAGGGAAUGCCACUUUCAAGCUUCCUGCUGAAACCAAUGCAGCGGAUAACAAAGUACCCCCUUAUCAUAAAGAACAUCAUGGAGAAUACUUCAGAAUCCCACCCUGAUCACAGUAAUCUGAAGUUUGCUCUUGAGCGAGCAGAGGAGCUUUGCUCUCAGGUAAAUGAAGGUGUACGAGAAAAAGAGAACUCAGACAGGCUCGAGUGGCUACAAACACACGUGCAAUGUGAAGGCUUAAUUGAGCAGAUAGUUUUUAACUCCCUUACAAACUGUCUGGGCCCACGGAAGCUAUUGCACAGCGGCAAAAUGUAUAAGACGAAAAGCAACAAGGAGCUGUACGGAUUUUUAUUCAAUGACUUCCUGCUACUUACUUACAUGGUCAAACAGUUUGUCUCCUCGGGAUCAGACAAGCUAUUCAGCCCCAAAUCCACUGCCCAGUACAAGAUAUACAAAACACCCCUUUUCCUAAAUGAAGUUCUUGUGAAGUUACCAAGUGACCCAUCUAGUGAUGAGCCCGUAUUUCACAUCUCCCACAUUGACAGAGUCUACACCCUGAGAACAGACAAUAUCAAUGAGAGAACAGCUUGGGUCCAGAAGAUAAAAUCUGCAUCUGAGCACUUUAUUGACACAGAGAAGAAGAAACGAGAAAAGGCCUAUCAAGCAAGGUCACAGAAAUCCUCUGGAAUCGGGAGGUUAAUGGUGCAAGUGAUUGAGGCUGCAGAGCUGAAGGCUAGUAAGCCCAAUGGGAAGAGUAACCCGUACUGUGAGAUUAGUAUGGGGUCACAGAGCUACGCAACCCGCACACUAACGGAUACACUCAGUCCCAAGUGGAAUUUUAAUUGCCAGUUCUUCAUCAAAGAUAUUUACCAGGAUGUGCUUUGUAUCUCUGUGUUUGACAGAGACCAGUUUUCACCCGAUGACUUUUUGGGUCGAACUGAAGUCCCAGUUGCCAAAAUUAGAACUGAACAAGAAACAAAAGGCCCUUCUACAAAACGUUUACUACUACACGAAGUGCCAACAGGGGAAGUUUGGGUGCGAUUUGAUCUGCAAUUGUUUUAGCAAAAAUAUUUUUCACUGGUUGGACGUUUAAGGGUUAUUUGCAAACAGGAACCCUCACUAUGUAUACACUACCAGAGAAUCACUGAAAUCUCAUUCCCCUAGAUCGCCUGCUCGCGCAUAUGGAAGUGCAGGGGCUGUCUGAUGCAUGGUUCAUUCCUGGCUAUCUAUGCAAAUCCAGUUUACGCAGAACACCUACAACAGCCAUAUAAUCACUGUGCCUUUACGGAGCAAACCUGCGCUGCUUUUGGUCUGUACAUAUGGGAACUGUUUGCAGGGUCAUAUUUAACCCCUUUUAAGCCAGGGUUACUCAAAGAGAUUUAUUGUUGAUGGAUAUGAGUGUACUCAAACAAAACAUACCUAAUAACACUCUAUGUAAAAAUACACUCAUUGUCUGUAUUCCUAUCUGUACAUAUUUGUCUCAGUCUAAAAUAGAUAGAUCAUAUCAGUUUGGAUUUAUGUGUUAAACAGGAUAUAUUUUUAGAUCACUAAAGUAUCCACUGUCUUUUUUUUUUUUUUUUUUAAAAAGACCCAACGUUUUGCAUAGAAAUGUGAUUUUCAAUGCUUGAUUUUAGAUCUCCAGCGUGCUUAAGCGCUUUAGUGUGUACUAUGAGCUAACAAACACAGAGACUGAUUUUUAACAACACAUCUAACCAGAGUGAAUCUGUAUUCCAUAUUUAUAAUACAUACAUGUGUGUGUGUUGGAUAGCAAGGCAUCAUGCCAUAUAAAGGCCUUAGACUAACCUGAAAAUUUUCCCCAUGGGAAGAUUAUUUAUAACAUGAUUUAAGUGCAUUUUUGGUGUAAAUUUUUAUAUAUAUUAAAAAAGUAUAAAGAAAAUAUAGAAACAUAUUUGAAUGCGA